Molecule: messenger RNA, 971 nt
Organism: Pygocentrus nattereri (red-bellied piranha)
Lineage: Eukaryota; Metazoa; Chordata; Actinopteri; Characiformes; Serrasalmidae
Product: histone H2B-like
Exons: 1
Coding region: 128-502 (124 amino acids)
Cellular component (GO): nucleosome
Molecular function (GO): DNA binding; protein heterodimerization activity; structural constituent of chromatin
Source: RefSeq, a predicted model, not a curated record
UAUUGUCCAAUCAUCGUUUGACAGCGUUCCGAGGGGCGGAGCUUCUCCUACUUUGAAUUUCGGAGUCUAAAUAAGCGGCUGCGCGCGGCUCCUCCUCAUUCUUCAGUCGUACUCGAAGAGAAGAGCGAUGCCUGAGCCAGCAAAGUCCGCCCCGAAGAAGGGAUCCAAGAAAGCCGUGACCAAGACGGCCGGCAAAGGAGGGAAAAAGCGCAGAAAGACCAGGAAGGAGAGCUACGCUAUCUACGUGUACAAGGUGUUGAAGCAGGUCCACCCCGACACCGGCAUCUCCUCCAAGGCGAUGGGCAUCAUGAACUCGUUCGUCAACGACAUCUUCGAGCGCAUCGCCGGUGAGUCGUCCCGUUUGGCUCAUUACAACAAGCGCUCCACCAUCACUUCCAGGGAGAUCCAGACUGCCGUGCGUCUGCUUCUUCCCGGUGAGCUGGCCAAGCACGCCGUGUCCGAGGGCACCAAGGCCGUCACCAAGUACACCAGCUCCAAGUAGAAAGUGACGAAGGCUUUCUCAACCCCAACGGCUCUUUUAAGAGCCACCCACGGUUUCGCAUGAGGAGCAUUUUUUUUUCUCGGUCUGUGUUAAAGUGAUAUUCAAUCGGAGAAGAUGUUGCUUAAGACUGUGUUCGUCAGUUUUCCCGCUCAAUUUCCUAAGUCUGCUUGUAGUUACUCUGUGAGGAAUCCUGCACUAUAAGUAUGUAUGAAAUAUAUAAACAUGUCCCUUUCAACUAGAAAACGCAGCAACAUGGAUCAUGACAAACUAAUCAGAACUCCUAUCACUCCUGUUUUAAAAGAACUGCACUGGCUGCCUUAAGGUUCUAAAUGACACGGCACAAUCCGACGUGUUUGUUCCAACGUGCUUUUAGAUUUGCACAUACUGGCCUUCUGCAAUUACCUUCAGUAAAAUAGUUUUUUUUUUCCCUAAACAUGCACAUUUAUAUAUGUUUGUGUUAAUAAUAAAA